This is a messenger RNA of Neogale vison (American mink), 1914 nucleotides long. Its product is annotated as leukocyte immunoglobulin-like receptor subfamily A member 6. The record is from RefSeq and is a predicted model, not a curated record. Gene Ontology annotation, molecular function: inhibitory MHC class I receptor activity. The transcript is spliced from 8 exons. Lineage: Eukaryota; Metazoa; Chordata; Mammalia; Carnivora; Mustelidae. Gene Ontology annotation, biological process: cytokine-mediated signaling pathway. The coding region runs from base 250 to 1485 and encodes 411 amino acids.
ACCUGUCCUGGUCCCCUCACCUGGAUGGGGCAUCUCAGGAAGCCUCAGGGUACACUUGCUGCACCGUCAUGGACACCAGAGUUAGCUGGGCCCUAGAAGGGGCUGUUCCACUUCCUGUGGAACUGCUGAUGUGACAACCCUGUGACAGGCAGGACUGAUGUAGGCAAAGCCACACCCUGUGUGUCUGUCUGUCCUGUGGUCACAGUAGGCCCUCCGCCUGCCCAGCUGCAACCAGAGAAAGGAGACACCAUGACUCCCACCCUCACAGCCAUGCUCUGUCUCGGGCUGAGUGUGGGCCCCAGGACCCGAGCCCAGGCAGGGACCCUCCUCAGACCCACCAUCUGGGCUGAACCAGGCUCUGUGAUGCCCUGGGGGACAUCUGUGACCAUCUGGUGUCAGGGGAGCCUGGAGGCCCAGGAGUACCACCUGUAUAAAGAGGGAGAGUCAAGGGUCUGGGACAGACAAAAGCUGAUGGAGCUCCGGGACAAGACCAAGUUCUCCAUCACACACAUGACAGAUGUACAUGCAGGAAGAUAUCACUGUAACUAUUUCAGUCCCACUGGCUGGUCAGAGCCCAGUGACCCCCUGGAGCUGGUGGUGGUGACAGGAUCCCAGGGCAAACCUAGCCUCUCAGCCCUGCCCAGCCCUGUUGUGACCUCAGGAGGAAAUGUGACCCUCCAGUGUGCCUCAUGGAUGGGAUUCCACAGGUUCGUCCUGAUGAAGGAAGGAGAGAGCCAGCCCUCCUGGACCCUGGUCUCCCAGUCAGUCCCCACUGGGGGAACCAAGGCCCUGUUCUCUGUGGGCCCCAUGACGCCCAGCGUCACGUGGACAUUCAGAUGCUAUGGCUAUUACAGCAACACCCCCCAGGUGUGGUCGGACCCCAGUGACCCCCUGGAGCUGCUGGUCUCAGGUGUGUCGGGAAAGCCCACCCUGCUGACUCAACAGGGCCCUGUCGUGACCUCUGGACAGAGCCUGACCCUCCAGUGUCACUCUGGACAGCUGCCCUACAUACCCUCCCUCUCAGUGCAGCCGCGACGCAUGGUGGCCCCAGGAGAGAAUGUGACCCUGCUGUGUCAGUCACAGAGCUCUGUGGACACUUUCCUUCUGUCCAAGGAGGGGACAGCCAAUCCCCCACUGCGUCGUAGAUCAAAGUCCCGAGCUGGGCAGCACCAGGCUGAAUUCUCCAUGAGUCCUGUGACCUCAGCCCACAGGGGAACCUACAGGUGCUACGGCUCUUCCAGAACCUCCGCCUACCUGUUGUCACAGCCCAGUGACCCCCUGGAGCUGCUGGUCUCAGAAGCAGCUGGCACUGUGAGCCCACCCCAAAACAACUCAGACCCCAGCAGUGCCUCAGACUCCAGAGAUUACAUGGUGGAGAAUCUGACCCGCAUGGGCGUAGCUGUCUUGAUCCUGGUGGUCCUUGGGAUUCUGCUGCUAGAGGCUCAGCACAGCCAGAGAAGGACCCCAGACACAGCCAGGAGCUAAACAGGAGGGGGAACAAAGCCUCCAUCCCAUGUGGCAGAGCUGUGGGCAUGCAUCCCAGGUGCCCAGAGGCGUCUGUAGGAAAACCUGAAGCUCACCCUUGUUGAUCUGUCUGCUGACAACAUCAAGGGGGUGCAUGGUUCAGAUGCAGGACAUGUCUGGCCUGCUCCCUGUCCAGGACUCGUCCCCCAUGACCUGUGGUGCUUUCCCUCCUGCAUUAUUGGACAUCCUGGUCUUGCCCCUCCUUCCUCAUCCCUGAGAGUUGAGGGUUUGUAACACAAGGCAGUGCUGACUCAUAAUUUCCUAGAGAGGCAGCUCUGGUCCACCUUCGUGGGAUACAUUUUCCUUCACUUUCCAUUUCCACCUUCCCUGAUGUGCGCUAUUGUCCUCCAUCCCUCAGCCAAAAAUACAGACUCUGCUUUCAUAAGUAAA